Messenger RNA from Mus pahari (shrew mouse), 4330 nucleotides. It is a transcript of the gene Ust, whose product is annotated as uronyl 2-sulfotransferase. The record is from RefSeq and is a predicted model, not a curated record. Lineage: Eukaryota; Metazoa; Chordata; Mammalia; Rodentia; Muridae. Bases 424 to 1647 code for a protein of 407 amino acids. The transcript is spliced from 8 exons. Gene Ontology annotation, molecular function: sulfotransferase activity. Gene Ontology annotation, cellular component: membrane.
UUGAGCUAGCCGAGCCUGAACUGGGACCAAACACGCCGCCCGCGACCCACACAAAGCCCGGGGGGUCCACGCUGGCGCUGGAGGCGAGCCGGGAGCGAGCCCGGGGCGCGGCGGGACUUGGGGCUCAGGGCUGCUACGGGACGCAGGGCUGCUAGCAGGACGCGCGACCGGGCGUGGGUUGCGAUCGCCACCCCCACGGCGGGGCCCGGGACAUUUUGGGCCCUUUGGGGCCGCAGCGAGCGGUGGGGACCAAGAUGAGCAGAGUACCCUGAGCCCAGCAACUUCGGCCCCGCCCCGCCCCCACCCGGCUGCCCUCGGCGCGUCCCUCUCCAUGUGCAGACGGCCGGCUAGGCGCUCCGGCUGGCGGCGGAUGGGUGACCUCUUCCUGGCCGGGGCGGGCUGUUCGAGGCGGCGGAGCCGGCGAUGAAGAAGAAGCAGCAGCAGCAUCCCGGCGGCGGCGCGGAUCCCUGGCCCCAUGGGGCCCCUGUGGGGGGCGCCCCUCCGUGCCUGGGCAGCUGCAAGCGCCGGAUCCCGCUGCUGCCUUUCCUGCGCUUCUCCCUCCGGGACUACGGUUUCUGCAUGGCUACCCUGCUGGUCUUCUGCCUGGGCUCCCUCUUCUACCAGCUCAGCGGGGGACCCCCUCGCUUCCUGCUCGACCUGCGGCAGUAUUUGGGAAAUUCCACUUACUUGGAUGACCAUGGACCACCUCCUAGUAAGGUCCUUCCGUUCCCCAGCCAGGUGGUGUACAACAGAGUCGGCAAGUGUGGCAGUCGCACCGUGGUCCUGCUUCUGAGAAUCUUGUCAGAGAAGCACGGCUUCAAUCUGGUCACAUCGGACAUUCACAACAAGACCCGGCUUACUAAAAAUGAACAAAUGGAACUGAUUAAGAAUAUAAGUACCGCCGAACAGCCCUAUUUAUUCACGAGACAUGUCCACUUCCUCAACUUCUCCAGGUUUGGAGGAGACCAGCCCGUCUACAUCAACAUCAUCAGAGACCCCGUCAGUAGAUUUCUAUCAAACUAUUUUUUCCGUCGCUUUGGAGAUUGGAGAGGGGAACAGAAUCACAUGAUCCGAACCCCCAGCAUGCGGCAGGAGGAGCGCUACCUGGACAUCAAUGAGUGCAUUCUGGAAAACUACCCCGAGUGUUCCAACCCCAGGUUAUUUUACAUCAUCCCAUAUUUCUGUGGACAGCACCCCAGAUGUAGGGAGCCCGGCGAGUGGGCGCUGGAGCGGGCCAAGCUGAACGUGAACGAAAACUUCCUGCUUGUGGGGAUACUGGAGGAGCUGGAAGACGUGCUGCUUUUACUGGAAAGAUUUUUACCUCAUUACUUCAAGGGUGUGCUGAGCAUCUACAAGGACCCAGAGCACAGGAAACUUGGCAACAUGACUGUGACCGUGAGGAAAACUGUCCCCUCCCCCGAGGCGGUACAGAUUCUCUACCAGAGAAUGAGAUAUGAGUACGAGUUCUACCACUAUGUCAAAGAACAGUUCCACCUGCUCAAGCGCAAGCUCGGACUGAAGUCUCGCGCGAGCAGACCUCCCCUGAGACCACAGUUCUUCAUCCCCACGCCUCUGGAGACGGAGGAGCCAAUCGAUGAGGAGGAGCAAGACGACGAAAAAUGGCUAGAAGAUAUUUAUAAGAGGUGAUGCCUGCACCAGAUUGCUUCUGUGGCUUCAUCCCCCUCCUUUUACAAAGUUCUUUGGGGAAAAGAAAUUCUGAAGGGACUUUCACUAAUGCUCGGGUGCAUUAAAAAGAACAAAACAUUCCCACAUGUUGGGGUCAUUGGGAGAUGCCCGGUUUUGCGGGUUUUAUUUGUUUAAUUUUAUUCUGUGUGGUUUUUCUUCUCUCCUUGAGGUGUUCCCAGAUACACUAGAUGGCUCUACCACAAGGCACCUCUUCAGAAAAUGGCCUUCCCCGGUCCCCUACCCGCCACUUUCAGUGAAAGAAGAGAGAGAGAGAGAUAUACCCUCCAUCUUAGUCAUUUUAUCAUUUGUAAAAUGGCUCCAAAAAUAUUACAUCCAUGGUAAAGAUAUCCAGACGUGUAUCUUGUAGAAACGACCAUCUCAGAGAGGAAGGGAUCUAGAAGCAUCUAGGAGUAGGAGGAGGACAAGAGGGAGGAAUCCACUGGUUCUGGGGUCUCUGCCCCCCACCCCCACCUCACCCGGUCGGUAGAAUGCUGCCUCUCUCAAGGCGACACUGUCACCAAGAACAUAGUACUUAUCUCUGAGAGAACAAGUCAGUGUCCAGCACCCACCUUCUCAACAAAUCAGAGCUAGGGAAGCUUGCCGAGAUCAAGCUGUGCGCACCGUAAGCUCCACUGAGAACUUCCAUUCCCAAGUAUCGCUCUGCUCGGAAGGCAUACUCGGGAAGGCGUCAGCUUGUUAUGUCAAGUGCUGGCAGGGCAGAUCAAACGUAAGGACCUCGCUGUUGCACGUGCAAGUGCCAGAAACUGACUGACUUCUGACCUUGAUAUGUGUGGCAGGAAUCCUUAGCUGGAUUGCACACCGUGUGCGGUCCCGAAAGCACACUCAUAGCCAAUGGGGUUCUGCAGAACUUGCCAUCUUUCAUUCCUUUUAGACCUGCAGGAGCUGUUGUGUUUGUUAACUAAGGGCUCCAAGUCCUGCCUUAGCAACAGUAGAACCAUUUUCUUAUAGAACCUGUUUGCCCCCAUAACCCUUCCCAGGGACACCAGUGCCAGAGACCUCAAUGCCACAAAUGGUGCCUGGGCAGGACUCUGCUUGGCUAGGAUAGAGUAGGUUGGUGUCCCAACAUGAUCUGAGUAAACACUGGGCAAUUCUUUUGCACCAAAAUAGUCCUUGCAUCUAUUUACUCCUGACACCUCUCCACUACCCAUGAUGCUCUGCUCCUUUAAUUACUGAAUUGUGUCUUUUUUUUUCUAAAGUCAUGAAAAAUUUAAAAUUUCAUAUUCUUACUGGUUGAUAGAAUGCAACUAGAGAAGCCAGACUGCAGUGGUGGCAGCGGGAAGGACAUUUGGCGACAACUUGUGUCUGCCUGGGGUUUACCCUAGAGACUGCCAUUGAAGAACACUAGCUAAGUGACUUAGAAGUGCUUAAGGUAAACAAGACUCUGGCUUGGCACACCAGGCACACAGUUUGUACUUUGCAGAAACCAUCAAGUCUCUCUAGAAUUUUUUUCUUCUUCCUUCACUAAAACUGGACACUGGCCAAGGUCUAAAGCCCGUCAUCUGAAAAACUGUCCGGUCUGUGCUGAAGCUCCUUCAUCAUGAAAUACAUUAAGACAGGUCCCUGCUCAAAGGGAAGGCAGGGACCACAGAGGUAGAGAAGUCUAGCCCUGGCCAUUCAUGGGCCUCCUUUCUGCCUCAGGGAACUGGGACAGGAAGUGGAUAAGGGGGCUGUUCAAAGAGGGGGAAAUAGCCUUUGUCCUGUUGAGAGAGAGCUGGGCUUUUCCAUUAAUCAGACUUUGAAGAGCAACAUAGAAAACACUUGCUACCAUUCUCCAACCAAGUAUGAGGACUGCAGUUUGGGGCUUUGUAAGUCAUCUCCAUGGUAGUACGGACACAGUGAUGGGGAUGCUAGCUGACUGAGAUCCCACAGUCAAAGAUAAAGCUGCGUUAGCUAGGCUUUCUCGGCUGUUGUCCAAACGUCGGGACAGCUGGUCACUCAUAAAGGUCCCCUGCUUUCUAGAAGUGCGCACAGCACUUGCUGUGUGUUCAGAUUGCCACCCAUGGCCACUGUCACACCACGGGAGAAGGGGUUGGCUGACUGGUUGCAGGACCCUCCUGGAAUCUUGGCCUAGCACACUGCCCCUACACCCUAAAAGAGUCAAAGUACUUCAUCAGCUCGCUUGGGCCCUGGCCCAUCAUAGUUUGUACUUCAUGAAAUAUAUUGUACAUUUUACAUAGUUUAAUUUAAAAAGAAAAUACAUUUUAAGCUAGUUGGUCCUCGCCUUAUUUAUUAUAACCUUUCAGCACAUUCCAAGGUUUUAGUUACUCAGGAAGGAGUUAAUUAAAAUGAUUUUAUUUUGGUUGGAUGGGUGUUUUUUUAAAGGAAAAAAUAUUCUCAUGAACCCUCGGCUGGCUCUCCUUGAAUGCUGUAAAGUGCUCGUGAGUCUGUUUUUUUUUUUUUUUUUUAAGUAUUAAAAAAUGGUGUUUGACAUUGAUGGGAGUUCAAAAAUAUAUAUGGAACUAAAGCAUUAGUUUAGCUAUAAUACAAACCAAUCUGUGUCUGAGGUGGUGUUCCUUAAUUUAUUCAUUACCCAUAGAAAUAAAUGAAUAUAUAAAUAAGUUGACCUUUUUUUUUUUCUGUUAUUUUGGUAGCUGGAAAUUAAAGACUUCCCUCCUUCUUCAAG